This is a messenger RNA of Micropterus dolomieu (smallmouth bass), 2167 nucleotides long. RefSeq names its product cleavage and polyadenylation specificity factor subunit 3-like. The record is from RefSeq and is a predicted model, not a curated record. Lineage: Eukaryota; Metazoa; Chordata; Actinopteri; Centrarchiformes; Centrarchidae. Gene Ontology annotation, biological process: mRNA 3'-end processing by stem-loop binding and cleavage. Gene Ontology annotation, cellular component: mRNA cleavage and polyadenylation specificity factor complex. The transcript is spliced from 16 exons. The coding region runs from base 18 to 1961 and encodes 647 amino acids. Gene Ontology annotation, molecular function: 5'-3' exonuclease activity; RNA binding; RNA endonuclease activity.
AUCCUGGUCUGGACGGGAUGGACGCUCUGCCGUACAUCGACCUGAUCGACCCGGCUGAAAUUGACCUGCUGCUCAUCAGCCACUUCCACCUGGAUCACUGUGGAGCUCUGCCCUGGUUCCUGCAGAAGACCAGCUUUAAAGGACGCACCUUCAUGACUCACGCCACCAAGGCCAUCUACCGCUGGCUGCUGUCCGACUACGUCAAAGUCAGUAACAUCUCUGCAGACGACAUGUUGUACACGGAGACGGACCUGGAGGAGAGCAUGGAGAAGAUCGAGACCAUCAACUUCCACGAGGUGAAGGAAGUGGCCGGCAUCAAGUUCUGGUGUUACCACGCCGGGCACGUCCUCGGAGCCGCCAUGUUCAUGAUCGAGAUCGCCGGAGUCAAGUUGUUGUACACAGGAGACUUCUCUCGUCAGGAGGACAGACAUCUGAUGGCAGCAGAGAUCCCCAGCGUCAAACCCGACAUCCUCAUCACUGAGUCCACCUACGGGACUCACAUCCACGAGAAGCGAGAGGAGAGGGAGGCUCGGUUCUGUAACACCGUCCAUGACAUCGUGAACAGGGAGGGCCGCUGCCUGAUCCCCGUCUUCGCUCUGGGUCGAGCUCAGGAGCUGCUGCUCAUCCUGGAUGAGUACUGGCAGAACCACCCGGAGCUCCACGACAUCCCCAUCUACUACGCCUCGUCUCUGGCCAGGAAGUGCAUGGCGGUCUACCAGACCUACAUCAACGCCAUGAACGACAAGAUCCGCAAGGCCAUCAACAUCAACAACCCCUUCGUCUUCAAGCACAUCAGCAACCUCAAGAGCAUGGAUCACUUCGACGAUAUCGGCCCCAGCGUGGUGAUGGCGUCCCCCGGUAUGAUGCAGAGCGGUCUGUCCAGAGAGCUGUUUGAGAGCUGGUGCACCGACAAGAGGAACGGGGUCAUCAUCGCCGGGUACUGUGUGGAGGGGACGCUCGCCAAGCACAUCAUGACAGAGCCGGACGAGAUCGCCACCAUGUCCGGUCAGAAGCUUCCUCUGAAGAUGUCUGUGGACUACAUCUCCUUCUCCGCUCACACCGACUACCAGCAGACCAGCGAGUUCAUCAGAGCGCUCAAACCUCCUCACGUGAUUCUGGUCCAUGGCGAGCAGAACGAGAUGGCCCGUUUGAAAGCGGCUCUUAUACGUGAGUACGAAGACAACGACGAGGUCGACAUUGAAGUCCACAACCCGCGAAACACAGAGGCCGUCACGCUCAACUUCAGAGGAGAGAAACUGGCGAAGGUGAUGGGCUCUCUGACUGACAGGAAGUGUGUUCAGGGUCAGAGGGUCUCCGGGAUCCUCAUCAAAAGAAAUUUCAACUAUCACAUUGUGACGCCGUCGGACCUCUCCAACUACACAGAUCUGUGCAUGAGCACAGUGACCCAGACUCAGGCCAUCCCAUACACCGGACCCAUCUCCCUGCUGGUCAGCCAGCUCCGCAGCCUCGCAGGAGACGUGGAGCAGGUUGAGGAUGCGAAGAAGAUCACAGUCAGGAUAUUUAAGAGCAUCACUCUGGUCCACGAGCCCGGCAUGGUGCUGCUGGAGUGGAUCGCCAACCCACUGAACGACAUGUACGCUGACGCCGUCACUACGGUGGUCCUGGAGGUCCAAUCCAACCCCAACGCCCAGAAAUUUCUUGAAGGAAAGAUAGAAACGUUCGACAUGGAUGUGUUCAUAGAGAGACUGGCGCUCAUGCUGCACGACAUGUUCGGAGACGACAGCGUUGACUUCAAAGACGGCAGAAACCUGAGCGUGACGGUGGACGGAGUCACCGCGUUAAUCGACCCAGAAACCAGAUCGGUGGCGUGCGCAGAGGACGAGACUCUGAGGGAGAUGGUGGAGAUUGCCGUCCACCGGCUCUAUGACGCCCUCAGCCCCACCUGUGAUGUCAGCAGCAGGGGGCGGCGGUCACCUGUCAGCGUCACCUGUGAUGAGUGACCUGGACAUUGAUAUGAAACAUGCUUCUGUUUGCUUUCUUUUACAAAGACGAACAAUUUCUGUGAAACCUGAUUCCAAAGGAAUCCCCUUCAGGAGGCGGACCAGACCAGCAGCCAGCAGCCGAGAGCUUUUGUGAUUUACCAAUGAAAUGGACGUUGUGAUAAAAUAGAUUUCAUCAUGAAAAUAAAUCUUUUUUUCUAGUCAGA